Trichoplusia ni (cabbage looper) is the source of this 1068-nucleotide messenger RNA. RefSeq names its product lipase member H-like. Gene Ontology annotation, molecular function: lipase activity. Bases 61 to 1059 code for a protein of 332 amino acids. Gene Ontology annotation, biological process: lipid metabolic process. Lineage: Eukaryota; Metazoa; Arthropoda; Insecta; Lepidoptera; Noctuidae. The transcript has 9 exons. The record is from RefSeq and is a predicted model, not a curated record.
AGUAAUAAAUAACAAAUGGCUAAUAAUUAGCCGUUUGAAAUCAAAGACAAAAAAGCCAUCAUGAAGAGUGUAGUGAUAUUUUUUUGUGCCAUAGCUGCCAUCACAGCUCUUCCCUAUGAUCCCAUCAUCAGCAAGCGUGCCGAUCUCCGCUAUCAGCACGUUCAGGGUCCUGAUGGACUCCAUCUCGUCGAUCUCUGGAUGAAGGCCAGUGAUGUAGCUGAGGCAGCAAGAUACAACCCCGAGAGACAAAAUGUGUAUCAUUUAUUCACCAGGCAAAACCCCACAGUGAGUCAGCCUCUUCUUAUCGGUAGUGUUGGACUCCUAGGUAUCACCAACUACAACCCCGCUCGUCGGACAGUGGUGCUGCUGCACGGAUGGCUCGACAAUGUCGGCUCCCCUUUUAAUAAUGUACUGGUUCCUGCUUUCCUGUCAGCUGAGGAUGUCAACGUUAUCGUGGUGGACUGGAGUGCUGGAGCUGGUUCCAUAAACUACCUCGCCGCUUUAGCUAACACUGUGCCUUCUGGUGAAAGUGUUGCCAACUUCAUUUCUUGGUUGAAUGAUGUCACUGGCGCCGUCCCCAACAUGUACCACAUUGUGGGGCACAGCCUGGGAGGUCACAAAGCUGGUAUCGUCGGCAGGAACCUGGACGGCAAGAUCGCUUAUAUUACUGCUUUGGAGCCAAUGAAUGCUGGUUGGAACACCAACAACAACCGCUUCGCUGCAUCUGAUGGUGUUUACACUGAGGUCAUCCACACCAACGCUGGUGUCCUGGGCUACAUGAUGCCUCUCGGAGACGUGGACUUCUAUCCCAACGGUGGGAUUAACAUGCCCGGCUGCGACAACCAGGACUGUGACCAUGCUAGAUCCUACUUCUACCUUGCCGAGUCCCUUACUCGCGGUGGUUUCACCGGUCGUCGCUGCGCAUCUUACAUCACCGCAAUGACAGAGAACUGCAUGCUGCUUGGAACCCUCAGAAUGGGAGGUCUCGUGCCUAAGACUGGACAAUCUGGUAUUUUCCAUUUGAGGACCCACGCCAGCAGUCCUUUCUCUAUCAAUUAAGAAAAAAAA